AUGCACCGUGCGUCCUCCUUCCCGGGCACUGUGGAGCGCAGCCGGACCAAGGAGCGGCUGGAGGCGAGCCGUGCCGGGCUGUGCGAGCUGGAGCUCCGCAGGCAGAGGCAGGAGUGCCUGGUGCUGGGCGCGCUGGCCGUGGGUCAGCCGCCGGCCCGGGACGGGUCCGGAGGGGAGCUGGGGUGCUUCAGCAGCUGGGGCCAGGAGAACCUGACCCUGAGGCGUCAGCUGAGUGCUCUCCAGAGUUCUCCAUGGGGCCUGAUGCAGGCGCUGGAGCAGCAGGUGGGAGAGCUGAGGAUCGACACGGACGACGGCUGUUACGAUGGAGCUCAAGGAGACGCAGGCGACAGCCGGCCGAGUUCUGGUUUUUAUGAGUCGAGUGAGGGUCAGUCACCUAAAGGAAGAUCUUGUUCCACUGAGCCCACAGAACAUGUCUCCUCCUGGGUUUACACCAACGACAGGCCAAAGUCUGCUGGAGACCCGUUCAUGUUGAAUGGAGAAGCAGAUGUGCCGUUUCUGCGCACCACCCUGCCCCGUUCUUUCUCUGCCCCUUACCCACCUCUGGAGGGCAUCGCUGAGGAGGGCGCAGCAGUGGACCCCUGGCAGGUGGACCCCAUACGAGCCAGCCAAGCCUGGCAGCAGCAGUCUUUGGAUGAUGAGGUCACUGAGGAAGAUUACCAGCUGGCUUUGAGGGUCGAGAAUUACAUCCUAGGUCUCGUCCAUCGUCACACCCUCUCUCCACGACCAUGUCAGCCCCGCACCACCCUGAGCCCUGACCCCACAUUCUGCAGUGCUUCUGCCCACAGCUCCCUACACAGGAGGACUCCCUCUCUUACGACAGAGCAUCGCUUUCCUGACCCCAAUCUGCAGCAGCGUGUUGACCUUUUGUCAACCCCUAAGAGGCAGAGCUGGGGUUGUGACCAGCUAGAGGGGGAGGCCUGUGGAGGAGAGGCCCUCUCUUUCGAGGAGAACUGUUAUCUGGCUCUGCCCUACCCCCAGUCCAGGCCACAAUCCCUGGCUGGGAGGCUUCCAUCACCUCUGCCCUCACUGGACCCCAACUGUGGUGUUGGGGCUCUUGACCUUUGUUGUGAACCCUCAUCCCCCCAGCAUUAUCUACAUCCACAAGCCCCUAUUCAUCACAAGCACAAUUUAGUAAGUGCUCAGUAUAUCCCCGGACAAGCCUGCCAUGCUCCUGUUCGUUCUCCCAGACACUACAACCCAGAGCAGCCCAAACCCAACCGAGUAGCCUCCUCUCCUGACCACCCCAACCCCAAGUUGAGACCCUCAAAGAAGAGCCACAACGAGCGACAGAGAUCCAAGAAGUCGAGCAGCAAAACCAACCGAUCCCAGUCAGAAAACAGCCUCCUGAGCCAGCGAGUGCUGCCUGAGCGCAGGUACAGCACCACGGAGAGGCACCAGGGCAGAGGGGAUGCUGCUCAGAACCAAGGCCAGGUUGCGGGACCACAGGUCGGCAUCGGGGGUCAACGCUGGUGCUCCAACCUGGAGCUCAGCCAGGAUGAGGGGGAGACCCGUGCGGCGCAGUCACAGAGACGACAACCUCGUAAAACUCGGUAUGGUCACCCAUGUCCCCAACCCCAGAACUACCGUCAACAGCAGCAGCAACACAACGAGCGUUGGCACCCGGACCUUCAGGAGAGAGCACCUCUCUGUCGGGGGGAGGAGGGCAACACCGGCGCUGCCCCUGCAGAGUCCGAGUCAAGCAUGAGUGAGGUAUAUUCCCCGGCCUCCAGCUCUCUGUCCAGUGACUCCGACGAGAGUGGGGGGCUGGUGUGGCCCCAGCAGCUGCCACCUCGCCUUGCUUCUACCUCCUCUUCCUCCUCGCCUUCACCACAGGUCGCUGCCAACGCCCCCCCUCAACCAAAAGCCUUUGUCAAGAUCAAAGCGUCUCACGCUCUGAAGAAGAAGAUCCUCCGAUUCCGCUCAGGGUCCCUCAAAGUCAUGACGACGGUGUAA
Messenger RNA from Limanda limanda (common dab), 1974 nucleotides. RefSeq names its product dapper homolog 3. The transcript is spliced from 4 exons. The coding region runs from base 1 to 1974 and encodes 657 amino acids. Gene Ontology annotation, biological process: negative regulation of canonical Wnt signaling pathway. NCBI's taxonomy places the organism in Eukaryota, Metazoa, Chordata, Actinopteri, Pleuronectiformes, Pleuronectidae. Gene Ontology annotation, cellular component: cytoplasm. The record is from RefSeq and is a predicted model, not a curated record.